AUGACUUUAUCCUACUCCGAGGCAAUCGACCUCCUGCGCAGUCAGGCACAACUUCACAAGGCCGACAGAAAAGAACAGAUCCCCUUAAAUCUGGCUGUCAAUCGGAUCAGCAGUAACACGCUAUGCGCAGCCCAUUCAACACCGCUAUGGGACACCUCGGCCAUGGAUGGAUACGCCGUGUGUUCCCAGGUCACCAAGCUGGCAUCGCCACAAAAUCCAAUCAUGAUACCAGUGGUAGGCUUGAUCGCAGCUGGAAAACAACCGAUCCUCACCGAUCCCUUGCCUGGUCCUCGGUCUCCCUUUUGUGUGGAAAUCAUGACGGGGGCGCGCUUUCCUGAUCCACACACCACCGUCGGGGUAGAACUAGACGCCUGCGUCAAGUUUGAGGAUGUCCACAAGAUACAGGACCAAGUCACUGGUCAGCACUGGAUCAAAGUGACAAAGCCCGUGGUGUCUCAGCAGAAUCGCCGACUGGCAGGCCAUGAUUUUCGGCAGGAUCAAGUCAUCAUCAGCGCUGGAGAGCGCAUUCGACCUCGUCAUGUGAUGGCUCUGGCCUCGGUCGGUAUCCAUCAGAUCUGGGUGCAAAAAAGGUUGCAGAUUGGGCUCUAUUCUACCGGGUCAGAGUUACUUUCACGAUCGAGGGAGAAUGAUGAUCAACAGAACAAACUUCAAAUUCAAGAUGUCAAUGGCCCUUAUCUUGUCGCGGCGUUGAGCGAUGGCAUCGACGCGGAUGUUCGUUUCCUAGGCAUUCUCGACGAUCAUGCAGAUACGAUUACAGACCGGAUCACCCAAGAUGUGAUUUCCAGUAGCUUGGACCUCGUGAUUUCAACCGGUGCCGUAUCGGCAGGUCGGUUUGAUCUGAUUCCUACUGCUCUGGAAGCCCUGCACGCGAAGAUCCUCUUUCACAAAUUGAACAUACGACCGGGUCAUCCGGCCCUGGCGGCGCUCGUUCCUUCAAUGACGGGGGAAAAGCGAUCGACACCCUUCUUUGGUCUCCCCGGAAAUCCAGUCGCAAGCGCGGCUUGUCUUCGCUUUCUGGUCAUGCCUUUUAUUCGCUUCCUGGGCUCGGAGGCGGUGGACACUCCUCUCAAGGCUUCUCUGACACGCACCGACAAGGAGAAUACAGAGCAGGCAUCACACAUAGUCACCGCCCUUCCAAUCGAUAAAGACGUCUUUCGUCCCGGAAUUCUCACUCAUGACUCGCAAGGGAGAGCGGAGGUGACGCUGAUUGCUGAUCAUAGUCCUGGGAAAGUCAGUCCGUUCCUGAGAGGCAAUUGCUGGAUACAUUUUCACACUAGUCAACAGGAGGUAUGCCGGGGGGAUGUUGUUGAUGUUUAUCCAGGAUCGUAA
Messenger RNA from Penicillium diatomitis, 1350 nucleotides. RefSeq names its product molybdopterin molybdotransferase MoeA. Bases 1 to 1350 code for a protein of 449 amino acids. The record is from RefSeq and is a predicted model, not a curated record. Lineage: Eukaryota; Fungi; Ascomycota; Eurotiomycetes; Eurotiales; Aspergillaceae. Gene Ontology annotation, molecular function: molybdopterin molybdotransferase activity. Gene Ontology annotation, cellular component: cytoplasm; cytosol. The transcript has a single exon. Gene Ontology annotation, biological process: Mo-molybdopterin cofactor biosynthetic process; molybdenum incorporation into molybdenum-molybdopterin complex.